AUGCCGGCUCACAUUCUGGACACAGGUAUAUCUGUGGCUUACGAGCCGGAACGAUGCUCUCCCCUCGUAGACAUCGUGGUCGUUCAUGGCUUGCACGGCCACCCUUAUAAAACUUGGAUAUACAAGAAGGAUCCUCACGACCAGGAAGAUGUGUUGGAGGAAGACGAGGACAACCAGCGCAAAAAGCAAAAGAUAUCACAUCGAGUAAUCCCGCUGUUUAGAGGCAGCAAGUCCGAAAAUACCCACAUUGCACGUCAAUCAUCAGAGACACACGCAUUAGAGACGCACGUUCAUGCACAGGGCUCGCAGAACGGAGAAUCAUCAUGCGUCUUCUGGCCUCGAGACCUUCUCCCAAGCGGAUGCCCAAAAGCACGGGUCCUUGUGUUCGGCUACGAUAGCAAAGUCACCAAGUACACCUCUGGUGCGACAAACCAGAACAGUCUCCAUUCUCACAGCAAGGAUCUAUUGUUUGCUCUCAUGCGCGAACGACCUGCUGGUCGUCGGCUCAUCUUUGUGGCCCACAGUCUGGGUGGCAUAGUUGUCAAAGAGAUGCUUGCGAUAUCUUCCUCUUGGCCAACAUCUGAGUAUAAAGAUGUUGUCAGAUCGACGUCUGCUGUAGUGUUUCUGGGCACACCCCACAGAGGAAGUCCGGAUCUUGCUUCCUUUGGCGAGUGGGCGCGGUCAUUCAUCAGCGCUUUUCGCAUACAGACAACAUCUGACAUCCUUGAUGCCCUUGGUAUGAAGAACACGGACCUGGAAAGAGCCCAGGAGGCCUUCUCGGCCGUCUGGCAGAGGUACGAUUUUCGCAUCAAAACAUUCCAGGAGGGGUUGGGCCUAAGAGGCAUCAACCUGGGUGUUCUCGGAAACAAGGUGGUCCCGGAUAGCUCCUCCCUUAUUGGCGAUUAUCGAGAAUGUGCGGAGACCCUCCAGGCAAAUCAUAAGAAUAUGUGCCGGUUCUUUGGGCAUGACGAUCCCAACUAUCGUAAAGUUGGGGGAGAGAUUUGCUCCAUCUACCGUUCCAUCGUUGAUUUUGACUCCCGCAACUUUGGCCGGAGUGAGCUUAUGGAAAUUUAUCCAAAGGCCAACAUGCCUACUCAGAGUUCUAUCCCGAAAGUGUCGGGGCAUUGGCCUGAUGAGCAACUGACUGGGACUGAUAAGAAACUUCUUGAGGACCUUUGGUUCCCCGGGAUAGACUUCCGCUACCAGACAGUCGAGAGUCCGGCCGAAGAUACCUGUGACUGGCUAUUCUAUAACGAAACAUACCGGAAUUGGUUUCAAAAUAGAGAUCAAGAUGUGUACCAGGGUCUUCUUUUUUUAAAGGGCAAGCCGGGGGCUGGGAAAUCGGUUUUGAUGAAAGAGGCGUUCCGACGCAGCUCCAAAGAGCGGUCCGUCUUGGGUAGUAAUUGCGCCACAGCAGCAUUCUUCUUCGAUGACAAGGGCACCAUGUUGCAAAAAACCCCCGCUGGCCUUUACCGUUCGCUGCUUUGCCAACUGUUCCCAAGACUUAGGCGGGGAUUUAGAGACGUAAGUGACGUAUGGGCUCAUAGAGGCUCCGGAGAAGAUGCGAGUGAGCAGAAACCUUAUCAGUGGUCUACAAGACAACUUCAAGGGAUCUUCAUGUCAGUAUUUGACACUGGAAUCCCCUUCGACAUCACGAUUUUCAUCGACGCUCUCGAUGAAUGUCAUGUGGAUUGGAUGCGUUCGCAAGCUUCUUUUUGGCGCCUUGCGACCAGAGAGGCUCGCAAGAAGGGAUCCCGGUUGAAUGUUUGCCUCUCAAUCAGACAGUAUCCCGUCAUCGGUCUUGACAACUGUGCUGAGGUGAUCGUGGAACAUCAUAAUGAUCCCGAUAUUGCAACAUACGUGAAACAGAAGCUCCCGUGUGUUUCUGAAAGGCAGGAGGGAAAAUGGGAAGAAAUAAGGCGCACGAUCAUCCGGAAGUCGACAGGGGUGUUCCUAUGGGUAGUUCUUGUGGUCGAGAAUGCCCUGAGAAUGCGGGAUGAAGGAGAACACCCCAGACAUAUACUUUCGCAGUUGGAACUUGUGCCGGAGAGCCUAAGCAGCUUGUUCUCACAGCUCCUUGGGGGCUCAACCACAGCUUCCAAUGCCUUGGCUAUCAAGCUGUUUCGCUGGGCAAUACUCGCCGUCAAGCCGCUACGGCUUCGCGAGUGGCAUCACAUUCUAGCAUUUAGCAAGCAACCGGGGCUCUCCUCCUUGAACGAGUGGCGAGAGUCGGACAGCUUUACUGAGGACGACGACCAGCUUGAAAGGCAAAUCAAGGCCAUAUCCAAGGGAUUAAUCGAAGUGACAGGCCGGCCUAUCGCGUCACAGGGCGACAAUGCUGACUCAAGUUCAAUGCGUGCCGGCGCAGGAUCUCUUGAUUUAGAUACUGGUGAGACUCGGGUUGUGCAGGUCAUUCAUCAAUCCGUCCGCGAAUUUUUCGAAAAUGGCGAUGGCUUCCCAAUUCUUCACCAAGGUGCCCGUUGGAGUUCGCCCUAUGAUGUUUUGAGCCAUCAGCACAUGGCGGAAGGCCACCUAUACAUUAUGAACUCGGCACUGGAUUACAUUGGCAUUAGAGAGUUGGAUGCUCUGGUAGAAGCCCGAAGACGAGCAGCGGAACGUGUGGCCCGCGCCGAACCGUAUUUGAGAUCAACAGCAUUGAAAACACACAUGGGUUUGUCUGACGGUGUCGAACCUAGUUGGAGCAAGGUUGCCCAAACUCCAGAACGAGCCAUCUCCGCGAUGCCGAGAUAUAGAAUCGGUAUUGGCGCAAAAAUCGACGCUCUACGUGCCGUAGUUCCAUCACUCAACAUGCCAUAUUUCACCAUGGAGCAUGAUGAUGACCGAAUGUCUGUGGACAACAGUGCCGACACCACCACUGGAGAGGCGGGACAGCCUAAGCCUAGCAAGGCGAAGAUACUCGAUGGCGCACUUGAGCAUAUCCAGAGACUCGAAGAAAGCAUUGCAGGCUUGGAAAGAGGCAAUAAGGAAAUGAACAAAAGGCUGAUCGCCUUCGAAACUUUGGCAAAUGUUACCGGGGGCCCAUUGCUUGUUGAACCUGGCCAGGCGACCGACAAAGAGGAGGAGGCCGUGAGGCGAGAAAACUUAUUGACAUGGCAAGACUGCGAUGACGAUGGUUCUUUGAAAAGGAAGCAUGCUGAACGGGGGCUACCAUCAAGAACGACUCAAAAACUCCCUCUCUCGGAGAUGGUUGGCUCCAGCCAGGUCGCAGACGGGACGAUUGAUAUUCCUCAAUGGAUCUCGGCGAGCAAAAGAGACCUGGAUCGUGGAUUAGAUGAUGCUGUGGAAAACGGAUCAAUCAAAACGUCAGCCUCCGUACAUACUCAAACUCUGGAUGACCACCCUGCUCUUCUGCUGUAUGUGACAUCGGAGUUUUUCACUCAUGCUCAUCUUGCUCAAAAAUAUGAUGCGAAUCCCAUCAGAAUCGUCAGACGACUUUAUUUAGACGGUGGUUGGGAUCGAAUGCGCAUCCUUCGAGAAGAUAAGGAUGCAAGUCAAAGCCCGAUCGAGGGCCUUUACACCUGGGUCCGGGCCAUGGAAGACAUGGGAAUUGUCCCGAAAGAAGGUCAGAGCCCGGAAAUAAAAAAGCCAGAGGUAAAAAGACGAGGCAGUAGAACAUUGCCAGAGAUAAAACGACGAGGCAGUGUCGCUAGCUUUAGUUCUGCGGGCAGCUUUGACUCUGCCAGCGGCCGUUAA
Clonostachys solani is the source of this 3714-nucleotide messenger RNA. Lineage: Eukaryota; Fungi; Ascomycota; Sordariomycetes; Hypocreales; Bionectriaceae. The record is from the annotation of a GenBank genome assembly.